GUUGAGUUGGCACCUUGGCAGGAGGAUGCAACGAAGUAAGAUUCGGCAGCAGCACAAGGCGCUGGCGGAUGGUACCGAAAAGCCCAAGAUCAAAAAGUUGACCAAAGAGAAAGUGGCCGAGGAGCAUAGUAGCGCCAUGGACCAUUUGGACUUGGCGCAUCGUGGCAUCGAGUCCAUCGAAACGACGGCGUUCGAGGCGGCGACCGCGCUCAAGCGGUUGGACUUGAGUGCGAACAAGUUGACGCGCCUCGCGUUCUCCCAAAACAUGGCUCUGACGCAGCUCAAGGCCUCGUCCAACCUGCUCGUGGACGGCGGUAUCGUCGACCUGUCCUAUUGCAAAUUGCUGGUUACGUUGGACUUGAGCGACAACAAGCUCGCGCGUCUUCCCGGUGCGAGUUUGCGCCAUUGCACGGGCUUGAAAGCGCUUGUCUUGACGAAGAACGCAUUGACGUCGCUCGAGUGGGUGCCGAGCCUGCCUGGCCUCACGUCCUUGAUUGUGAGCCACAAUCGGAUCACGGACAUUUCAGCGAAAAGCAUGGGAAAACUAAAAGGCUUGACCAAGUUGCAAAUCUCGCACAACAAGCUGACGGAAUUGCCCGACCUGACUGCCCUGGAGUACUUGACAGAGCUACGGGCGUCCCAUAACCAGCUCACGGCUCUGCCCGCCACGAUCCAUCGCAACGAAAACCUGAAGAUCGUGGACGUGUGCCACAAUAACAUUGACACAUUCGACGGGCUAGACCAGUGGUCGUCGCUGCAACAACUCAAGCAACUCAACCUGCGUGGCAAUCCCUUAUGUGGCCGCGACGCAAACGCCUCCCACCAAGGCGCCGACAGUGACCCGUUGCCCGCAGUCAGCUUGGAUGAGCGCAAGGCGCUGGACAAGAAGAACAAGUUGUACAACUUCAAAAUGAAGCGACUGUUUCCAGCGCUCAUUGUCCGUGAUGGCCACCGCGUCCAAGAGAAGCGCACGCACGGGUAUGUGGCCCCCCCACCCGUGCCCAAAGCCCCCAAGCCAGUUAGGAAGAGCGCAAUCACGGGCGCCCGGACGACUGAGCAACCUGACAAGAUCGCUUCGAAGAAGCGGCGAAAGGAAGCUCGGCGCGAAGCGUCGAGUGACGCAGAGGCGGCGGUGGACGACCAUCCCACCACGCUCAAGGGCGCACACAAUGAUGGCGAUGACAAGACAAAUCCUUCCAGCGCUGGCAAGCAAUCCAAAAAAGCUGACAAACGACGUGCGGCAGCUCCGGACCAAGACAUUGUGGUGGCCCCUGAAGCAAAGCGGUCCAAGAAAAACAAGGAGCCUGCUUCGAAUGCCAGCGUUCAGAAAUGCACGGGGGAAGAGGAGCAGCCAAAGACAUUGAAGCCAUCGAAGGUCAGCAAGGCGCUCGACGCUGUGGCUGCGGAUGACACGGCUGCCAAGAAGGAAAAAGGCCGUAAGAAGAAGGAGAAAUACGCCAAGGACAGCGGUGUGUUGGGCGUCGUGCACGUCAAGAAGCCUUCAAAAAGCGCUGUGGUGGCCACGUUGGGGACUUUGGUGGACUUUUCACAGCUCGAUUCCACCGGCGGUAUUGGGCUCGGUGGCGAGUCCAGCUGGGACUAGACUCUAAUGGAAGAAGCCUCUCGCACAGUGAGUUGCGUUUGCAUUGGGCAGAGCCGUGCGACGAGCUUCCAGCAUAACGCGACGAAUUUGUGUGAGUAGCUGGAGGAGAUGGCGAACUCAUGAGCAGUGGCAUUGGCAGCAGUAUCUUCUGGGGGCAUGGAGCAGAGUGCCACGAGUAGUGGCAAGCUCUCAUCGCUCCAAGGCAACCUGUGUGGCCUGGAGAAAACCUUCCUCCUCACAAUGCGGGGCCGCUCACUGUGCCGUGCAAGUGCUCAGCAGUAGCAGCACACUCCACGUGGCCACAACGACAGAUAUCAACACGUUCACAGACCCAACUCAAGAGCUGUGCCCUGCAUCGUCUUCGAGGUCACAAGCUCAGUUGCAGCCAUGUGCGCCGGGAGAGCCGCGCCCGCACAUGGC
Molecule: messenger RNA, 2023 nt
Organism: Aphanomyces invadans
Lineage: Eukaryota; Oomycota; Saprolegniomycetes; Saprolegniales; Verrucalvaceae
Exons: 7
Coding region: 26-1603 (525 amino acids)
Cellular component (GO): cytoplasm
Molecular function (GO): cytoskeletal motor activity; protein binding
Source: RefSeq, a predicted model, not a curated record